Molecule: messenger RNA, 984 nt
Organism: Cyclocybe aegerita
Lineage: Eukaryota; Fungi; Basidiomycota; Agaricomycetes; Agaricales; Hemipholiotaceae
Source: the annotation of a GenBank genome assembly
AUGGAACGCUAUUGGAGAGAGAGGGCGCCUUAUGUGAUACACAUCACGGGCGUUGACAUUAACCCUUCGCAACCGCUCUUCUGGAUUUCGUUGAGUGGUGACUGCACGGCGGAACACGCCGUCACGCAUGGCAUCACGAAUUUAAAACUCGAUGGUUUCAUCGUAUCCCCAAAACCUUCGCUCGUUAUGGAUGAACAACCUCCAUUCAACGUUGUCCUGUUCGGCGAGUCGGGAUGUGGAAAGAGUUCCAUUGUCAACAUGCUCCUUGGCAGCGACGCUGCCGCCACCUCCGGCGGUGGGCGGGGCUGUACCUUUCAAAGUGCAGGUUACGACAUCGUAAUUGGCAAGAAAAACUUUCGUAUUCACGACACCGCUGGCCUCGAGGAAGGGGAGAAAGGACGGGUACCAGCACAUGAUGCCAUCGUCCAGCUUUACAAGCUACUUCGAUCCCUAGAAGACGGGGUCAGUCUCCUUGUCUUCUGCAUGAAGGCCCCGAGAGUGAAGAAAAGUGGGCAGCAUAACUGGAUCCUAUUCCAUGACAUUAUGUGCCAAAGCAAAGUGCCCAUCGCGAUCGUGGUGACAGGCCUAGAGGAAGAAGACGACAUGGAUGAAUGGUGGGAGGACAAUGAAGACGUCUUCCGCGAAUAUGGUAUGCUCUCGCAUGGCCAUGCUUGCAUCACCGCGAUCCGAGGGAAGAAGAAGAAUGGGCGCUUCAUCUUUCAGGAGGAAUAUGACGAAUCCAAGGUGAAGGUCGAGAACAUGAUCAGAAAGUGUUACAAGGUGGAACAACGACGAUUAGACAAGGUUCAGUGGUUCCGAAGGGUGCUUUACGAGACGAGGUACGAGCAUCACUGCUUUUGGACGGAGAUAAUAAAAGAGGAGGUCGGCGAAAUUAAGGGAGCUCUAGAUGACCUAGUUAGUCGUUGCGGGAUGCCGGAAAAGGACGCGAAGCUGCUGGCUGAGGAGCUGAGUCGGGUUCCAUAG